AUGAUUUUCUCACCUACAACAAUCAAAAACAGUAUUCUACCAGUUGUUUUUAUAUUUUUUACAAUGAUUUCGUUGAUACUCCUGACGAUCUCUCUUGUUGACACAUGGUAUGAAAUUAAACUUCCAUCAAAUGGUUACUUCUAUAAAUUCAAUCUUUAUAGAUACUAUGAAUAUUCGCCAGGUGUUUUUUCAUCAGCAUAUUAUUAUGAUAUUAUUAAGAAAAAUGGAUUUGAAAAGACCAAACAUUUACAAUUGUUUGUAGUAGAGGCAAUUCUUCAGUAUUUCUGUUUCUUUUCCUUUAUAGCAUUGGUAAUUGCAAUCUAUUACUCAUACAAAAAGAAUGAAUCUAGAAAUCUAAAUCUAGCUAUAGUAUUCUCCUCGUUGCUUUCACUUUUCCAAUUGACAUCGAUUCUCUUGUUGGUAGGUCUUCCUUCUGCAUUCAAAAGUAGCAACUUUCAUUGUGGCUCUGAUAAUUGGUGCACUGCUUUAAAUGGAUCAAGAGAUGGAGCACAGUGGAAAAUCAGAGGUGGAUAUAAUUUUGCUAUUGCCCAAUUGGUACUAUCUAUGGUUUGUCUUGCCACACUAAUUAUCAGAUAUAAAUUGGACGACAGAGCAGACACAAAACAACCAAACAAAGAUAAUCAAGUCGACUUGAUUGAAUCGUCAAAACCAAAUCCCAUCAAUAUGUUUUAA
Heterostelium album PN500 is the source of this 693-nucleotide messenger RNA. RefSeq lists its product as uncharacterized. The transcript has 2 exons. Lineage: Eukaryota; Evosea; Eumycetozoa; Acytosteliales; Acytosteliaceae. The coding region runs from base 1 to 693 and encodes 230 amino acids. The record is from RefSeq and is a predicted model, not a curated record.